AUGUCGCCGAGGAGGCUAGAGGCCGUGGCGGCGCUGUUCAUGCUCAUGCUUUUCAAUGCUUCAGGAGCUUUUGUUGGUAUCAACAUUGGCACUGGGGUGUCUGACCUGCCAUCAGCAUCAGACAUAGUCUCCACCCUUAAAGCCAUGAAGAUCCAACAUGUUCGCUUGGUUGAUUCAGACCAUCAAAUGCUAGUCGCCCUCGCGAACACCGGAAUCGAAGUGAUGGUCGGGGUGCCAAACGAUCAGCUGCUCCGCGUGGGGCAGUCUCGUCCGGCAGCUGCUGAUUGGGUCAACAAGAAUGUUGCUGCCUACACUCCGGCAACAAACAUCACGUAUAUCGCCGUGGGCGAUGAGGUUCUAACCAGUAUCCCAAAUGCAGCUCUUGUUCUGGUACCUGCAUUGCAGUUCCUCCAGUCAGCACUGUUGGCUGCAAACCUCAAUACCCAAGUGAAACUAUCAAGUCCUCACUCAAUGGAUAUGAUCCCUAAGGCAUUUCCUCCCUCCACCGCCACUUUCAACUCGACGUGGAGCUCGGUAAUGCUUCCAUAUCUUCAGUUUCUGAAGAGUACAGGAUCUUCCUUCAUGCUGAAUGCUCAACCAUACUAUAGCUAUGUGGGAGGGCAAGGUGUGUUCCCUUUGGAGUAUGCCCUGUUCCGAUCACUCAAUCCCAACAGUCAGGUUGCGGAUCCCAACACCAAUUUGUUCUAUACCAACAUGUUUGAUGCUAUGGUUGAUGCUGCGUACAACUCGAUGAAAGCCAUGAAUUUCACCAAUAUUUCUGUUAUAGUCACUGCUUCUGGUUGGCCAUGGCGUGGUGGGCGAAAUGAGCCGGCUGCUGAUGUUGACAAUGCUCUGGCCUACAAUACAAAUCUCAUACGCCAUGUGCUAAAUAAUUCUGGUACCCCUAGCCAGCCAAAUAACCAAGCAAGCACAUACCUAUUUGAGUUGUUCAACGAGGAUCGUCGGGCUGGACCUGUUUCGGAGCAAAAUUGGGGCAUCAUGUUUACCAACGCAAGUGCGGUGUACUCCCUGACAUUUGAAGAUGUGGCCACAAAUAACACUGACUCGCCGGCUUUGCGCGGGAUGUUUUGUGUGGCAAAUUCAAGUGCAGCCCAUAGUGCAUUGAAGCAAAGCUUGGAUUGGGUAUGUGGCCCUGGCUCCGCAAACUGCAGUGCCAUUCAACCUGGGCAGCAAUGCUAUAAAGCAGAUGACAUUGUAGCUGUUGCUUCGUAUGCUUUCAACGAUUAUUAUCAUAGAACACAAGCGAGUGGCGGUACAUGCAACUUUAAUGGCACAGCAACCAUAUCAUCUAUGGAUCCAAGCCAUGGAUCAUGUGUUUUCGCAGGAAGCACCGGCGCUAAUGGCAGCAACACUGAUGCGGCUGCUGGUCCUGUGAGCCAAGACAGUUUUGCCUCACAAUCCCAGUCUUGCUGGUUGACUUGCCUAGCUGCUGUGCUUCUGCCUGUUGUACUUCUCAUGUAA
Molecule: messenger RNA, 1482 nt
Organism: Triticum turgidum subsp. durum (durum wheat)
Lineage: Eukaryota; Viridiplantae; Streptophyta; Magnoliopsida; Poales; Poaceae
Source: the annotation of a GenBank genome assembly